AUGCCCAAGUGCACCAUGGGAGGGAGGGCCGACGCCAGGGCCGACACCAUGGCGCACGAAGCAUCCAAGCAUCGGGCGAAGCUGCACAUGGAGAAACCCCUCCCCGCCGGUGAGGGGUCCAACCGGCAGCAGGGCGGCCUUGACAUUGUCGACCACGUCCAGGCUCCGGUGCAGGUGUCACUUACGCUAGACCAGGCGGCUCCUCCGCCGGAGCAGGUAGCUGCUCUGGCUCCUCGGAUGGAGCAGGUGUCUCCUCUACCGCGGGUGACGCCUCGUGUGCCCGAGCCUAUUGUCGUCGGCAACGUCAACAAAGAAGACGUAGCUCCUCUGGCUUCUCUGCCGGAGCAGGUGGUGGCUCCUCAGCCUCAGCCGGGUGUUCGUCUGCUGUGUUUGUUGCCUCCCCUGCCCCCACCCGUGGUCGUUGCCGAUGGGAACGAAGAAGAGGUCCUAAGUGACGAUGUUGACAGCGACCCAGAAACCCAGAGGAUCUUCAGGAGGCAGAAGGUGAGGCAGCUGGACAGUGGUGAGCUCGAGAAAGCUGUGAGGCCUAGAUUCAGAAAGGGCUACGGAUGCCCUUACUGUAACAAGGUGAUGAAAGGCGACCUGUCGAGUACCAUCAACCAUGCAGUCGGAACAUCCCAAGGCAGCACCAAGAAUGGCUACGCUUUCAGGGUGAAGCACGCCGCGUAUGCCGACUACUUGAUGAGGCUUCUUUGA
Triticum turgidum subsp. durum (durum wheat) is the source of this 717-nucleotide messenger RNA. NCBI's taxonomy places the organism in Eukaryota, Viridiplantae, Streptophyta, Magnoliopsida, Poales, Poaceae. The record is from the annotation of a GenBank genome assembly.